Moneuplotes crassus is the source of this 2517-nucleotide messenger RNA. Lineage: Eukaryota; Ciliophora; Spirotrichea; Euplotida; Euplotidae. The record is from the annotation of a GenBank genome assembly.
AUGGAAACAACUGGCGAUGCUGUAAUGGCUCCCCCAGCUGCUGCAAAGCUAGUCAUCAAGAGAGAUGGCUCUAAGCAAGCAUUUAGUAGAGACAAGCUUGAGAAGAGACUCGAAGCCAUGUCAUAUGAGCUUGAAAAAGAAUACGUUACUUUCAAGGAUGUUCUUGACAAGGUUGAGAAUGGCAUCUAUGAAGGUGUUACUACUCAGAAAAUUGACGAUCUCUUGGCUGAGACUUGUGCUUAUAUGACCAUUGUUCACCCAGAUUACUCCCAGCUAGCCUCAAGGAUCUCAGUCAGUGCUCUACAUAAAGAGACUCCUGAUUCCUUCUUUGAAGCUAUGAAAGCUUUGAAGGAGUAUGUUGAUAAAGCCGGAAGACCAGCUCCACUUAUAUCUGAAGAUGUCUAUGAAAUCAUUGAAGAGAACAAGGAGAAGAUUGAAGAGCAUAUUGACUACAAGAGAGAUCACACCUAUGAUUUCUUCGGAUUCAAAACUCUUGAAAGAUCUUACCUCCUAAAAAUUGAUGACAAGAUUGUGGAAAGACCACAGACAAUGCUGAUGAGAGUCUCUAUUGGUAUCCACAAGAAGGAUAUUGAGUCUGCCUUUGAGACUUAUGACUUGAUGAGUAACAAAUGGUUCACCCAUGCUACUCCUACCUUGUUCAACUCAGGAACUCCAAAACCACAAAUGAGUUCUUGCUUCUUGCUCGCAAUGCGGGAUGAUUCUAUAGAUGGAAUCUAUGACACAUUGAAGCAAUGUGCUAUUAUCUCUAAGAAUGCCGGAGGUAUUGGACUUGCUGUUCACUGCAUCAGAUCGACCAAUUCUUACAUUAGAGGAACCAACGGACGUUCUAAUGGAUUGGUGCCCAUGCUUCGAGUCUUCAAUGAUACUGCAAGAUAUGUUGACCAAGGAGGCGGUAAGAGAAAAGGCGCCUUCGCCAUCUAUCUCGAACCAUGGCAUGCAGAUAUCUAUGAGUUCUUGAACCUCAAAAAGAACCAUGGUAAAGAUGAAAACAGAGCAAGAGACUUGUUCUACGCUAUGUGGGUCUGAGACCUGUUCAUGAAGAGAGUUGAAGAGGAUGGCAACUGGACCCUCUUCUGUCCGAAUGAGUGCCCUGGAUUGUUUGAAAGUUGGGGAGAAGAAUUUGAAAAAUUGUAUACUCAAUAUGAAGAAGAAGGUAAAGGAGUCAAGACUGUAAAGGCUCAACACCUCUGGAACGCAAUUAUUGAAUCCCAGAUCGAGACCGGUGUCCCAUACAUGCUCUAUAAAGACUCUGCCAAUAGGAAAUCUAACCAGCAAAAUCUUGGAACUAUCAAGAGCUCAAACCUCUGCUGUGAAAUUAUGGAAUACACAGAUAAGGAUCAGGUUGCUGUUUGUAAUCUUGCAUCUAUUUCCUUGGCAAGGUUUGUCAAUGAAGAAGGUGUGUUCGACUAUGAUAGGCUCCAUGAAGUAACCAGGACCAUCACUAAGAACUUGAAUAGAGUUAUUGAUAAUAACUAUUACCCAGUUCCAGAGGCUGAAUAUUCAAACUUCAGAAACAGACCCAUUGGAAUUGGAGUUCAAGGUCUCGCUGAUGCUUAUCAAAAGAUGAAAAUCCCAUUCGAAAGUGAAGAUGCUACUGAUGUCAACAAGAAGAUAUUCGAGACCAUCUACCAUGCUGCCAUGACUAUGUCCUUGGACUUAGCUAAGGAAGAAGGACAUUAUGAAACAUUCCCAGGAUCUCCAAUUUCCCAGGGAAAAUUCCAAUUUGAUCUUUGGGGUAAAGAGCCACAUACUGAUAGAUACGACUGGGAUGCUUUGAGAGAAGAAAUCAAAGAGCAUGGUGUAAGAAACUCCUUGUUGGUUGCUCCAAUGCCAACAGCUAGUACUUCACAAGUCCUUGGAAAUAAUGAAAGUUUCGAACCAUAUACUUCCAACAUAUACACUAGAAGAGUCUUGGCUGGAGAAUUCAUCUGUGUCAACCAACACUUGGUCAAAGAUUUGAUCAAGGCUGGACUUUGGACUUGGGAAGUCAAGAAUGCUUUGAUGGGAAGAAAUGGAUCUCUUCAAGGUAUUAAGGGAAUUCCAGAUGAGAUUAAGAACUUAUACAAGACAGUUUGGGAGAUCCCUCAAAAGACUCUUCUUAACUUGGCUAUUGACAGAGCUCCAUACAUCUGUCAGUCACAAUCUUUGAAUGUCUACAUGGGUGAACCAACAUUUGCUAAGAUGAGUUCGAUGCAUUUCUAUGCUUGGAAGAAUGGUCUCAAGACUGGGCAAUACUAUCUAAGAAGUCAGGGUGCUGCUGAUUCUAUUAAAUUCACUGUAAAUGUUGAGUCUCUGAUUAACUCUACUGAUAAAGGAAACUCCGCUAUUUUGCAAGUUCUUUCAAAGAACAAUGAAGUCAAGAAGACCAAGAAAAAGAUUAGAAUCAAGAAGAAGAAGGGAGGCAAAGAGGAAGAAUCUAAGCCAGUCUUCUGUCCCAGAAGGAAGAAAGGAGAUGAUGGACCUUGCAUGUCCUGCAGUGGUUAGAUUUCUCUGUAU